AUGCUAGCUACAGAUGAGGCUAGAAGGAUCAUCGCCGCACACCGAUCUCUACCAGCAAUGGUCAAUCAGUACCGCGAAUCAGAGGCAAGCGUGCGCAAUCUGAUCGAUGCGGACAAGGAUCAAUCAGCUCGUUCGUUUUGCAACAAGAUGUUCGAUAUGGCCAAAUUUCCAUCAGACGACCGCGUGUACCGCAAGCGAUAA
Penicillium brevicompactum is the source of this 201-nucleotide messenger RNA. RefSeq lists its product as uncharacterized. The coding region runs from base 1 to 201 and encodes 66 amino acids. The transcript has a single exon. NCBI's taxonomy places the organism in Eukaryota, Fungi, Ascomycota, Eurotiomycetes, Eurotiales, Aspergillaceae. The record is from RefSeq and is a predicted model, not a curated record.